Messenger RNA from Rotaria sp. Silwood2, 1290 nucleotides. The record is from the annotation of a GenBank genome assembly. NCBI's taxonomy places the organism in Eukaryota, Metazoa, Rotifera, Eurotatoria, Philodinida, Philodinidae.
AUGGUAACAAAAUUAAAUGAAUUAUUAGGAGAAGAGCUUCUUCAACAUAACGCAUCUGGAGAUGAAUUAAGUGUAAUAUCAACAAAUCAACUUGAUGGAAAAACUAUUGUAGUUUUUUUUGCGGCUCAUUCGUGUACAAAUUGUAAAGAUUUUACACCAAGAUUAGUUAAAGCAUUCAAUGAAGUUAAUGAUGAAAUAAAAAACAAAUUGGAUAUCGUUUUUAUUUCAUGUGAUAAAAAUUCAGAAGAUUCAAAAGAAUAUUUCAAAAAGAUGCCAUGGAAAGCAUUACCUUUCUCUGAUCGUCAUCGUUCGACUGUAUUGAGCGAAGAAUUCAACACUGAGGAUAUUCCAUCUUUGAUUGUUUUGUCUCCAUCAUGUGAACUAAUAACUUCGAAUGGUUAUGAUGAAAUAUGCUAUGCUCCUAAAGUUGCUUUACAUAAAUGGUCUCAAGGAAAAUGUUUAUUUUGGACUCGUGAACAACGAGACAAUGAACAUGUAUGGGAAAGUAUUAAUUGUAGUAAAUGUUUUAUGAAGCCUUUAAUUGGUUCACGAUAUGGUUGUACAAAUCACGAAUGUCAAAUUAAUUUGUGUGAAACAUGUUCAUCAAAAAAUAAACAUGAACAUCCUCUCGUUGAGUAUCUCAUUCCAACACAAGAAUAUUCAUUAGAAACGCUUUUAACAUCGAUACCUUAUUUACUUGAUCCUAAAAGUGAAGAAAAAAUUGAAACAAAAACAAUAUUGAAAAAUGAUAUUAAAUGUAUUGGAUUUUAUUUUUCGGCUCAAUGGUAUUCUGAUUGUCGCAUAUUUACAAUAGAAUUAGCCGAGUUGUAUAAAAAAUCACAAGCAAAUUCUCAUCCUUUUCACAUUGUAUUUGUAUCAUGUGAUGAUGAUGAAGAAUCAUUUCAUAGUUACCGAUCAGAAAUGCCUUGGCCCGCAGUUCCAUGGAAUUCAAGUGCAAUUCUUAAGGCAUACUUUCAAGCUUUUACUAUUCCAUUAUUUAUUAUUGUAUCAUCCGAUGGAAAAAUUUUAUCACGUCGUGGUUAUGAAAAUGUUUUACGUCUUGGUAUUGAAGCUUUACAAACAUGGUCACAAGGUGAAAAAUUACCUCGUCUCUCGGAAGAUAAAUAUAAAUGGCUUGAUAUCACUUGUGAUGGAUGUCAUAUGAAUCCUCUUGUUGGUCAAAGAUAUAGUUGUUCUAUGUGUGACUAUUAUAAUUUUUGUUCAGCAUGUGAAAAGAAAGGACAUAAGCAUCCUCUUGUACUUCAACCUCAACCAAAUGACGAUGAAUAA